Molecule: messenger RNA, 699 nt
Organism: Emys orbicularis (European pond turtle)
Lineage: Eukaryota; Metazoa; Chordata; Testudines; Emydidae
Product: killer cell lectin-like receptor subfamily F member 1
Exons: 6
Coding region: 1-699 (232 amino acids)
Source: RefSeq, a predicted model, not a curated record
AUGGAGGAUGAGGCUGGUUGUGGUUACAGAACCCCACAAUUCAAAGAAAGGAAACGAAGCUCCUACACAGGUCCCUGCUCUCAGCAGCCAGGCUGGUGCAUUGCUGCUCUAAUUCUAGGGACUAAGGCACUGCUGCAGGGAGUUGCAAUAGCUUUAGCUCUGCAAGCCUUGAGGGAGUGUUGUGAAAAGGCUGUGAAGACAGAGGCCUCACUAAGGCAUAACACAAACCACACUUCAGUGGAAGAUACCCAUGGAGCUCACUCCUUGGUACUGAGCAGGCUGAAAGAGAAUCUGUGUGGAAAUAAACAGGGAACAGAGUGUGAGCUCUGCCCUCCUGAGUGGCUGCUGCACAGAGGAAGGUGUUACUACUUCUCAGAGGAGAAGAAAAUCUGGCAGGCCAGCAAAGAUUAUUGUGCAGCCAGGAAAUCCAGCCUCCUGAUUUUUGAAAGUGAGGCAGAAAUGGGAUUUUUCAGUACCCAAUAUGAAGAUGCUACUUUUCGCUGGAUUGGAUUAAAUUUCAAAGAAGGAGGAUGGACAUGGCUUGAUGACCCCAAAUUACAAGGAUACAAUUUUACCAUGAAAGACAGAAAAGGUGGAGGGGGCUGUGCUGCUUUCAAGAAGCAGGAGAUUCAUGCGGAUAGCUGUCAUUCAUCAUACAAGUGGAUCUGUAAGAAAAAGGCAACUCUACUGGAUUUCUGA